Molecule: messenger RNA, 651 nt
Organism: Penicillium daleae
Lineage: Eukaryota; Fungi; Ascomycota; Eurotiomycetes; Eurotiales; Aspergillaceae
Exons: 2
Coding region: 1-651 (216 amino acids)
Source: RefSeq, a predicted model, not a curated record
AUGUGCCGUUGGACCAGGUUUCGAAAGUCGGCUAACGGCCAGUCGAUUGAAGCCGCCAAGAAGGCCGAGGUAGAUGACCUCGACGACUUGGCUGCUCAGCUUGAGAGCGUUACUGUGAACGAUCCAAAGCCAGUGGAGCCGGCAGGAGUCUCCAAGAAGAUAGUCUCCGAAGACAAAUCCGAGGCAGACGAAGACAAGAGUCUUGCUGCUAAGCAGGAGGAGGAUCAUGUCGAAGUCGAUGAGAACGAGGAUGAGGAGGACGAAGAAGACGACGAAGACGAUGAGGAGGACGACGAGGAGGAUGAUGACGGGAGUGACGAUGUUGCCAGGCCAUCAGGACCAGAGACUUACCAAAUGCACCCCUUAUACGAAUCCUGUCGCCCGGCGCGGGUGAUUCUUUGCGUGGGAGUGAUUUUCCCGCUUCCACCUUCGUCUGCUCCGCUGUUGGAACUCUCUCGGAUGUUACAGGCGGCGCUUCCAUCGACGGAAGAUAUUGCCCAAUUGAAUUCGUCGGUGCGUAUAAAACUCAUAUACUGGUGCCUUGUUCUCGGCGGUAUCGGCGCAGGUGGAUCGCCAGAGAGGCUGUGGUAUGUGGAGGAGCUUCGACGUUUUGCUGAAAAGUAUGGUCUGUAUGCGUGGAAUGGGAUGUAA